Serpula lacrymans var. lacrymans S7.9 is the source of this 2557-nucleotide messenger RNA. RefSeq lists its product as uncharacterized. Gene Ontology annotation, biological process: peptidyl-hypusine biosynthetic process. Lineage: Eukaryota; Fungi; Basidiomycota; Agaricomycetes; Boletales; Serpulaceae. The transcript is spliced from 9 exons. Bases 37 to 1041 code for a protein of 334 amino acids. The record is from RefSeq and is a predicted model, not a curated record. Gene Ontology annotation, molecular function: deoxyhypusine monooxygenase activity.
GAAGUCCGACAAAUUAUCUUUCUACAUUCCGUUAUUAUGGUGGCUGCAAUCUCUCCAUCCGAGCUCAAAGCCCUCGAGGCUUCGCUACUAAACGCCUCUGGAAACGUCCCACUUCAUAAUCGCUUUCGUGCUUUAUUUACGCUCAAGUCUCUCAAAAAUGAAGAUGCAGUCAGAAUUAUUUCUGAAGGCUUCAAAGAUCCGUCUGCCUUACUGAAACAUGAACUGGCAUAUUGUCUGGGACAGAUGAAGCAAACAUCUGCCCUUUCUACGCUUGAAUCAGUCCUGAAAAACCCUACGGAAGAUCCCAUGGUACGGCACGAGGCAGCUGAGGCUAUGGGAGCGAUAUCUUCUACAGAAUCCAUCCCAGUGCUUACCCAAUACUUAUCCGAUCCCAACAGGAGCGUACGUGAAACUUGUGAAAUUGCACUUGCGAAGAUUACAUGGGAUAAUUCGGAGGAAGGUAAAAAGCAUACUGUCACGGGUAAUUCAGGGAUAGAAUUAACCUACACGUCGAUCGAUCCCGCACCCCCAACGUCAGGCUUGCUUUCCGGUCAACCCAAGCCUGAGGAUACCACAGGAAAAAGUAUCGAUGCUCUCCGCUCAACUUUACUUGAUAUACAAUUACCCCUCUUCGAACGUUAUCGCGCUAUGUUUGCCCUGCGGAAUAUUGGUAGUGCAGCGGCAGUGGAUGCCCUUGCGGCUGGAUUCUCUGACGACAGUGCUCUUUUCAAGCAUGAGAUAGCCUUUGUGUUCGGACAAUUGCUUUCUGUACACUCGGUGCCUUCCCUCAUUAAAGUCCUACAAGACGGCAACGAGUCUGACAUGGUACGUCACGAAGCCGCUGAAGCACUCGGCGGUAUCGCCACACCAGAAGUACUGCCCCACCUCAAAGAAUGGAUGGUACGAGAGGAUUCUCCCCGUGUGGUCCGCGAAAGUUGUGAAGUUGCUAUAGAUAUGUGGGAGUAUGAGAACUCAGACCAAUUUCAAUAUGCCAACGGACUUGACGGCGCCCAAGUUGCUGUUUCUGCUGUUGGCGCAUAAGGUCGUAGUCGAUGUUUCAAGUUAUUCAGUAUUUACGUCUAGAAAUUCAAUCGAUCAAACUGUGGAUAUAUCGUAACAUGGUCGUUGUCAGUGUGCCGUCCAUGUUGUUACUCACCGUCUCGUAUACUCUGAUGUAUCGUUGAAAAUGUAAUACCAUGGGACGAGUAGUGAGUAGUUUGCAUUGACUUUUACUGCAGCAUAGCUAAAACAUCAGUGGCUCAUCAAAAAUGAUUUACAGUGACUAUCAAAUACAUUUUCGUGAUUAGCAUGGAUUUGACUAUUCUGUGACUACAAGACAACAACUCCCUCACUUACUAACUCGCCAUUUACUCGGUAUCAAAGACUAAAGCCCUGACUUCGAUUGACUGCCUGAGGGGUGCAUCACUGGGACUCGUAGAGUCGACAAAGGCCGAAUGAGGAGUCAAUCUGGCCUUGUCGACAUCGGAGUCGAAGCACUUGAUCAGUGUUACCUCGUCUGGACGCUGGUCCGCGAGGAAGUACCACUUAUGACCAGGGUUAUAACGAACGCUGAAAAUGGCUCCUUCACGAUCUGGGUAGAUAAGGCGUGUAGAUCGAUGGAGAAAUAAUCAGCAACAGCGAGUGGGUUAUGAGCAACGGGGUUUUCAAUAGGCCUCCAAACAUUGAUGAUGCGGACACGCCCUUUGAGGAGACGUUCAGCGUCGUCGCCGAGGUGACGAUAGACUCUUUGGACAGAAGCUUCGAAAGUUUGGUCGAUAUGUACACGUUGCACUGGGCCACGGGUGUUUUCUCCCGGCUGGUCCUUGUAGUUUCGCCUGACGUGGGAGUUAGUCAAGACACCAAAGUUCGUAACCAAAGAGGACCUCGCACCUUAUUGUGUGGUCAAAGAUGAAUACCUUCUUUGCCCCAGCUUCCUUCUUCAGUAAUUCCUCCACUUCUUUAUAGUACUUGACCUCAAUGGCCGCAUCAUCCAAGAAGUCCUUCUCUUCGCUCACGUGCUUAACAAACUGGAAACCGGUCUUGUCUAAACCGACGGUAUGCUCCUGGCCACGAAUGUCAUGAAUGACAGUAGGGUGCGAUUCUGCCCCGACGUUGCUCCUGAGUACGCCUGGAGGAGGAGCUUGGACGUAAUUGUAUGGUGCUUCAUCGUUGACCGCCGAAAAGUAGUUCAGGCUGGUGUGAACGUCGUGGGGAGCAAGAACCGCUGCUGUCGCCAUUGUUUAUUUGGUGAGGAAAUUGAUUUCUGAUGAGGGGUGACACGACUGAGUGUUUGUUACUGAACUGAGAACUGCGUUUGAUUCUAUUUCUUCCAUCCUUAUAUACCACCACGUAACUUGUAUCAUGGUAUCUAAAGCUCUUCUCCGGGGCUGCUUGCUAAGGAGCUUUGUAAUACCGUGAAUUGCGUUUUCUAGGUGCAUGGUUCUAUGUUAUUCCAAAUCGAGUUCACAUGUUCUGGCGCAAUCUCGUGGUUAAGUGGCGUGUUCCGGGCAUUAGAGCUAGCUAAGUUUCGCACCAAGCUGCAGCUUACUGAUGGUUC